Messenger RNA from Baudoinia panamericana UAMH 10762, 1731 nucleotides. RefSeq lists its product as uncharacterized. Bases 1 to 1731 code for a protein of 576 amino acids. NCBI's taxonomy places the organism in Eukaryota, Fungi, Ascomycota, Dothideomycetes, Mycosphaerellales, Teratosphaeriaceae. The record is from RefSeq and is a predicted model, not a curated record. Gene Ontology annotation, cellular component: nucleus; elongator holoenzyme complex; cytoplasm. Gene Ontology annotation, molecular function: acyltransferase activity, transferring groups other than amino-acyl groups; iron-sulfur cluster binding. Gene Ontology annotation, biological process: tRNA wobble base 5-methoxycarbonylmethyl-2-thiouridinylation. The transcript has a single exon.
AUGCAGACCGAGACAGUCAAGAAAAAGCGCUUGCCCGCCGCAAAGAUCGCCAAGCUGGCACCUGAGAACGAGCGGUACAUGCGAGCAUGCGCCGACGUCGCCAAUGCUCUGGUCGAAGACUACGAGAAGUCGCAGCAGCCUGGUGGAGUCAAGAAAGACAUCAAUCUGAAUGCGCUUCGCGGCCAGUUCGCGAAGAAGCACUUCCUAUCGCGCCAACCGCCCUUGACCGAUAUCAUAGCUGCGGUGCCGGAGCAGUACAAGAAGUAUAUCUUACCCAAGCUCAUUGCGAAGCCGAUACGGAGUGCAAGCGGUAUUGCAGUGGUUGCGGUAAUGUGCAAGCCGCACAGGUGUCCGCACAUCGCAUACACCGGCAACAUUUGCGUGUAUUGUCCUGGAGGCCCGGACAGUGAUUUCGAAUACAGCACGCAAUCCUACACUGGAUAUGAGCCGACUAGUAUGCGAGCCAUUAGGGCAAGAUAUGACCCUUUCGAACAGGCAAGAGGUAGGGUUGACCAAAUCCGCUCGCUCGGUCACAGCGUGGAUAAGGUUGAGUAUAUCAUCAUGGGCGGCACGUUCAUGUCUCUGUCUCCAAAAUACCGGGAAGAGUUCAUCAGCCAGCUACACAAUGCUUUGUCGGGCUAUCAGACCAACAAUGUGGAUGAAUCUGUCAUGGCUGGUGAACAGAGCACCACAAAAUGCGUCGGCAUAACCAUCGAGACCCGCCCAGACUACUGCCUGCCUCCACACCUGACAGACAUGCUCCGGUAUGGCUGCACACGCUUGGAGAUUGGCGUGCAGUCUCUAUACGAAGACGUAGCACGCGACACAAACCGUGGCCACACUGUCAAAGCCGUUUGCGAGACCUUCGCAAUGGCCAAAGACGCCGGCUUCAAGGUGGUCUCGCACAUGAUGCCCGACUUGCCCAACGUAGGUCUUGAGCGCGAUCUCUUUCAGUUCCAAGAAUACUUUGAGAAUCCUGCUUUCCGCACAGACGGUCUUAAGAUCUACCCUACGCUCGUUAUUCGAGGAACCGGUCUGUAUGAGUUGUGGCGUACAGGACGAUACAAGAACUACACUCCAAACGUGCUCGUAGAUCUUGUUGCAAGGAUUCUUGCCCUCAUUCCACCGUGGACCCGCAUCUACCGGGUUCAGCGAGACAUCCCUAUGCCUCUUGUGACUUCUGGCGUUGAGAACGGCAAUCUGCGUGAGCUUGCACUCGCACGCAUGAAGGACUUCGGCACCACCUGCCGCGAUGUACGUACUCGUGAAGUCGGAAUCAACGAGGUCAAGCAUAAAAUCCGGCCGAACCAGGUCGAGCUUGUCCGGCGUGACUAUGUCGCCAACGGCGGGUGGGAGACCUUUCUCGCUUACGAGGAUCCCAAACAAGACAUCCUUAUUGCAUUGCUGCGCCUACGCAAGUGUACUGAGAAGUACACUUACCGCGAGGAGCUAACAGGGCAGCCGACGAGCCUAGUGCGCGAAUUGCAUGUCUACGGCUCAGCUGUACCCAUCCAUGAGCGUGUCAAGGGCAAGAGCCAACAUCAGGGCUAUGGUACUCUGCUAAUGGAAGAGGCGGAGCGCAUAGCUCGCAACGAGCAUGGCUCCAGCAAGAUUGCUGUCAUCUCCGGAGUUGGUGUCCGAGGGUACUACAAGCGCCUCGGUUAUUGGCUUGACGGCCCGUACAUGUCGAAGUGGCUCACGAAUGACUAUGAUGGUAGUGAUGAUGAUUGA